AUGCCAGGUGCACUGCUUCCUAGCCACUUUUCUUUACAUUUCAGCAUUAGGCCGAAUGUGAUUGCUUUCCCAAAAUACCAAACGACCACGUCAGACCACGAGAAAGCACGUUCAUCCAUCUGCCUCGAUGCCAACGAGAAUUCCGCUGCCCCUGACCAAGUUGGUCUUGGAUCUGGUGCUUCAGACGUCAUCGAAGUCAUUAUACGAAUGACAUGCACCCCUGGUCAAGACAAGAUCCUGCUCUCACCUCCCACAUUUGAUCUGUACAAGGUUUGCGCAACCCUUCAAGGUGUCGAAGUGGAGGAGUGCAUGCAGGAUAUAGCUCAAGAUGGGACGUUUCGCAUCCCAGUGGAGCAGAUCUGCACCGCACUGUCGGAGGACGAUCGCAUCAAAGUUCUGUUACUAGCAUCACCCGGAAAUCCCACAGGCACGUUGAUUCCAGUGGAUCAGAUACAGCGCAUACUUGACCUGGAAGAAUUAGCCUUCAAAGGCAUCGUCGUAAUUGACGAAGCCUACAUAGAUUUUGCACCAAUGGCAAAGGAGGCCUCAGCUGUUCAGCUCUUGCCAAGGUACAAUAAUCUAAUCGUAGUUCAAUCUCUGAGCAAAUCUCAUGGACUCGCUGGAAUCAGGGUCGGUAUGGCUAUUGCGCAUCCUGCCAUCAUAGAGCUUUUCUCAAAGGUGCAAAUGCCAUACAAGCUGUCAAGUGUAGUCUUAGAUCUUGCCGAACGAGCGCUCUCAACAGAGGGACAGGCUUGUGCGAUCGCACUGCAGCACCAGGUCAUGACUCAACGAGAAUGUCUGGUUAAAAUGCUCGCGGACCCUUUACUUGCCUCCAAUGGCAUUGGCGCUACAAUUGGAGGCCAAGCUGCAAACUUUGUGCUGAUUCCAAUUCUUGUUGGGGAAGAACGAGACGAUAUGCGAGCUCGGCAGCUGACGCAGCAACUCCGAGAUCGGCACGGUAUUUCUAUCCGAUAUGUUGGUGCGCAAGCUGGUUGUAGAGGUUGUGUGAGGAUUACGGUGGGUACGAAGGAUGAGACGGAUGCGCUACGAAAAGCCCUCCACACCUUGCUUUUGGAAUAA
Messenger RNA from Alternaria burnsii, 1080 nucleotides. RefSeq lists its product as uncharacterized. The coding region runs from base 1 to 1080 and encodes 359 amino acids. Gene Ontology annotation, biological process: biosynthetic process. Lineage: Eukaryota; Fungi; Ascomycota; Dothideomycetes; Pleosporales; Pleosporaceae. The transcript is spliced from 5 exons. The record is from RefSeq and is a predicted model, not a curated record. Gene Ontology annotation, molecular function: catalytic activity; pyridoxal phosphate binding.